Nicotiana tabacum (common tobacco) is the source of this 1495-nucleotide messenger RNA. RefSeq names its product F-box protein At5g07610-like. Gene Ontology annotation, molecular function: protein binding. NCBI's taxonomy places the organism in Eukaryota, Viridiplantae, Streptophyta, Magnoliopsida, Solanales, Solanaceae. The record is from RefSeq and is a predicted model, not a curated record.
UGAAACAAGCAAUAGCAAACUUUGCCUUCACACCUAAUCGUGCCAUCAAACAUCUCCCAUUCAUCAGUUUUGUAGAGCAGAGGAAUUCAGCAUGAUUUCCGACACCUAUGCCACAUCAAGCGACGCCUCGUAUGUCGAUGAUCGUGGCAUAAUCAGAGUCACCUUCGUCCACUGUUGGAGCAUUGAAAAAGACGUAAAAUCACGCCUGUCAUUAUCCAGCGAAAUCUCUAUUAAAAUUGAAGUCCCUUCAUCAGAAUCUGCUCAACACAUCGCCAGCAAUGAAGAUCUCUUAACUGAAUUAUUACUGCACUUGCCCCCAAAAUCUCUACUUCGUUUCCAGACAGUCUCAAAACACUGGCUUUCCAUUAUUAGCAGUCCCCAAUUUCGUCGCCUUCACACUCGUAUGAAUGCCCGGUCCUCUGCCUCUACUAUUGGUUUGUUCUUGUGCCGAAACCCCGCUUACAAUUUUCUUUCUUUGCAUGAAGAAGAUUUCUCCACAAUGAGUAUGAUGAAUGAAAGAUUCUCCAGUAUACGUGAUGGUAAAAUAUUUUAUGGUAUGAAUUCUUGCAACGGACUAUUUUGCCUAGAUUUUAAACUGAGUGAUGGGAGAAGGGAGUUUUACAUUUACAAUCUCAUCACUGGUGAAAAUAGGUUCAUUCCACUACCAGAAACAAUCAACGAACCCGACUUAGUAAGAACUAUGAAUUUAGCUUUUGAUCCUGAAAAAUCAGGUGAUUACGAUGUUGUUUGUGUUUGGUUGUCUGUGUCUGAGAAUCAACUUCGGUUCUCAGUAUAUUCAUCAGGUACUGGAAAUUGGAGGCAUUCUAAUGAAUAUUAUGAUUGUAAUGAAUAUGGAGGCGCGGAUUUAUGCUUCUAUUAUGGUGUUUUUUGGAAUGGAGCUGUUCAUUGGGUUAGUCAAACAGGCCCCUUUUUGUGCUUUGAAGUUGGAAAUUGUAGCUUCAGACCAAUGCUUACUACUCCAAUUCCUGAAGAACAGUGGCUCAGAAAUAUUGAAUACUUUGGGGAAUGUGGAGGGCACUUGCAUCUUAUUCAACAUAAUGAUCAUCCAAGUACAGAAUUUGAUAUUUUUGAGCUGGAAGUUAAUUACUCUGGGUGGUUUGUUAAGUACCAUGUUAACUUGGAUUUUUUACCUAAUUUGUACCCUGUUAUGGUGAAUCAAGAAAUGAAUUCACCAGAAGAAUAUGCCUAUACGAACGUGUUUUCGACGAUUUGUUUUGUUGAUGAUGAGAAAGAUAAGGCAAGGCUAUUGUUAUCGCUUCCUGGAAAAAUCAUUUUGUAUAACAUGAACGAUGGGAAGAUCGAAGAGUUAGCGGAUGUGAAGCCUGCUAGUUUCAGGCUUUUCAUUGAUGGAGCUCGCUAUGAUGGCUUUGAAAUGUACAAACAUGUUGAAACUUUGGCUCGUGUUUGAUUGAGUUUCUCUUCUCUGUAUCAUUGCAAUGCAACGGACACAUUUGAGUUUCUCUUCUUUCAUCUA